Molecule: messenger RNA, 2825 nt
Organism: Lytechinus pictus (painted urchin)
Lineage: Eukaryota; Metazoa; Echinodermata; Echinoidea; Temnopleuroida; Toxopneustidae
Product: glycosylphosphatidylinositol anchor attachment 1 protein-like
Exons: 2
Coding region: 132-2099 (655 amino acids)
Biological process (GO): attachment of GPI anchor to protein
Cellular component (GO): membrane; GPI-anchor transamidase complex
Source: RefSeq, a predicted model, not a curated record
UGCACAUACGUUCCGCUGGAUUGAUUGCUGUCCACUUAGCUUGGCACUGACUUGGACUUACCGCAGAAUUGCUCAAAUUAUAUAGGUCCUUGGUCAAGAUUUAUGUGUGACUGAGAAUCAACACUCUCACCAUGGGCCUGUUGACAGACACUCGAACCCAAGCUGUCCUGUCUCGUAUUAUCCUGGCUGUCCAUAAGCCUCUGGAGGUGAUUCUUUAUAUCGCCGGUGUGGCUUCUUUGCUUGCAUUGGCAUUCACCCCUCUUAAUGAUAAGACUUACUUCUCUGAAAAUGCUCUGUUACCAGGCCUGGUGGAGAGGAAGUACCUAAUUGAUCAUAGCAUCAAGGAUUAUGCCAAGGAACUGACCCGACUUGGAGCUGUAGAUAAUGGUAAAGGGCCUAUCCCUGAAGAAUGGGUGAAAGCUCAGUUUAUGGACCUGGGUUUAGAUGUGUAUUCACAAAACUUUACUGUACAGCACCCGUUCAUCACUAAAACAAAUGGAACCAGAGGAACUGGAGGUGUCACUGGAACCAAUGUGUAUGCAAUUCUUCGAGCCCCAAGGAUUGCAGGUACUGAAGCUAUAGUCAUCACAGUACCCUAUCGUAAUAAAGAGGCUGAAGCAGGCAGGUCAAGGACUCACCAUGGGAUUGGCCUGAUGUUGUCAUUAGCAAGCUUCUUCAGCAAGAACACAUUUUGGUCAAAGGACAUUGUCUUUGUGGUUGUGGACAAAGAAGAGGUUGGGAUGCAAGCCUGGUUAUCAGGCUACCAUGAUAUCCCGUCAGAGUAUCUCCAAAUAAGUCUAAUGCUCGGACGUAGUGGCUCUAUCAUUGCAGCCAUCAAUUUAGAACUUGGUUCUGAAUUUACUGAUCACAUUGACUUGAAGAUUGAAGGUUUAAAUGGACAGUUGCCCAACCUGGAUCUCUUCAACCUGGCUGUUAGACUAUGUCGUUUAGAGAGGGUCCCUGUAACAUUCCAGAAUAGAGCUGACCCUCCCGAAAGACUGGUUCUCAAGUGGGCGGGACUAAAGCAUUCAGCCACAACAAUGCUUCUCAACAUGGCUAAGCAAGCUAGUGGAAAGCCAAGUGGAAUCCAUGGUCUGUUUGUGCGCUACCACAUAGAAGCCCUGACUCUCCAGGCUCAUCCUGCAAAGCGUGGGUUGGGAGUAGAAGCAGUUGGACGUGUCAUGGAGGGAGUUGUUCGCAGUGUCAAUAAUCUGCUGGAGCGGUUUCACCAGUCUUUCUUCUUUUACGUCCUCCCCAGCUGUGAAAGAUAUGUUUCAAUUGGCCUGUACAUGAUUCCGUUUGGACUUUUGUUGGUUGUGCCCACACUGCGUGCGAUGGCCCUUUGGCUUCUUGCAGUUCAACCCAUUGAACAGAUUACCACUUCAGAUGAAAAAGAUCAAGAUGAGAAAGAGGACAUUGAUAAAAAAGCAAAAGAGCAAGAAGGUCGUCCCUUUGGUCAAGUAAUGCCUCUCAUAAUAGGUGCGCACAUCAUGGGAGCCAUACUGUUUGUAAGUCCACAAUACCUCGUCAGUGAGCACAUCAAAGCGUUCAAUGUCAGCCCACAAGGUGCCAUUGCUAUUGGAUUUGCAGCGUUCUUUGUUGGCUCAUCAUCACUUCCCAUUUUCGGUCGGAGGAGUAAUUUUCAAACAAAUGAGCAACUGCCUUCGGACUGGCAGCUCUUAAAGUGUCUGACACUCAUUUGGUACACUGUGACUCUGUUGGCAGUGUCCAUGUUCAACUUUUCUCUCGCUUUCUUUGUUGCUGUGCCAACGAUUCCCAUUGUGGUCCUUGUCCGACCUGUAGAACGUGUAAUCUUGAAAAUGAUUCAGGGGUUUCUUCUUCUGUUGAUAUCCCCCCUAUCUUUGAUAUAUUCCUUUAUAACUCUUAAUCAUGGCUAUUUUCAUUCUAGGGAUGCUAUGAUAGACAUUCUUAACCAGGGAUUUUACAAGACUGUAGAGUCCUUUUUUGAAGGUGUGGUCAAUGCUUACUUGUUUGGCAACAAAACAUUUGCUUUGAUAACACUUGUUUGGUUUCCCAUCUGGUUUCUCUUUUGGGUAGUACUCUUUAGGAAAGCAAGUAGUUCAACGAUUUCUAAAUGAUUUGUGUCAAUAGUUAUCUGUAUAAAGCAUGUGGAAAUAAGAAUCUAAAUAAUUUGCUGUCCUAAAUACAUGUAUGAGUUUGUACAUUCACUGAUGACACAUACACUUUAAUCUGCCGGAGUAAAAUAUUUUGGGACCAAAAAAUGUUGUUGAUAAUGCAACAUUGCACUCCAGUCGGAAAAACAAAUUGCUUUGACAUACGCGAUUCUUUGACCUCCAUUGUUUUAAAAGUUGAAUUUAAAAGCAGAGUCUAGUGUAGGGGAAGGCGGGGUAAGUUGUGACACUUUGCAUUUUGCAUGUUAGAAUUGAUAUGACUAAUAAUAUUGUAGAAAUAAGUACCUUUCCUUUAAAUUUGAUUCUUGGGAAAUAUUUUUCACCUAUAUAUAACCUUCUACCCUCACACUGAAAUUCAUUGUGACCUUUGAAAAAACAAUGUCAAAUGGCUCAACUUGCCCCAUAUGUGGGGUAAGUUGUGCCACCUUCUGGGGUAAGUUGAGCCACAAAAACUAUGUACAAAAUGUAUGCGGGAAGAAGCAGCAUGUCAAUUUUUUAUUUCAAGCCUUUUCACUUGCUAAUUCUCUGUAAAUACUAACAUCCUCUAAAGUAAAAGAACUCAUGUGACUUUACACCUUUCUGCCUGCAUAUCAAUGGCUUUUAAAGUUUUUUUUAAAUUUUUCAUUCUUAUUACCAUAAGAAUUACCAUGGCUCAACUUGCCCCAUGUUGGC